CCAGCUCCUCCUCUUUGUCUUCUUCAAUCUUUCUUCUCCUCCAUUUCUUUCUCUUCUCCAAUUCUUCGUAUGUUCUUUCGUCUUCCCAUUUACAAAAACAAAAAGAAAAAAUUUUGCAUAUACGAUCAAACGAUAAUCGAUUUCAAAUCUUCUUCUUUUGAUUUCGUCCGAUCACUUCCAGAAGAUUCCAACCGAUGGAACACGAGCAAGAUGACCCUGGUACAGCACCUCACGGUGGGGUUGACUCGCGACUUGAUGAUUCAAUGGCAAGUGAAUCUGAAUCUGAUCCAACUGUGAAUAACAGCAGUAGUCAUAUAAAUAGGUCUAAUGAUUCAGAAAGUAACGAGCAUCCUAACAUUUAUCGACAAGAUAUUGUUAGAAACAACAGAACCGGUAGUAUUGGGGUUGUGAGCGAAGUAGCUGGUGAUUCUGACUCUGAAAGUGACAUUAGCGAUGAGGAAGACGACGAAGAAGAUGAUGAUGUUGAUGAUGACGACGAUAAUAAUGAUGAUGCCGAUGAAGAGGAAGAGAAAAAAGCCAGUGAAGAAAAUGUUGGCCAUGGAGAUGGCAAUGCUGAUGGAAAUCUUGGUGAGAAAAAAGCCGAUGGAAACUACAAAUGUGGUGUCCUUGAGGGUGAGCAGAUUCGUGUUCUUUGGAUGGAUAACACCGAGCCAGUUCAAGAUAUUAGGGAUGUAACCGUUGUAGACCGUGGUUUUUUACACGGAGAUUAUGUUGCUUCAGCUUCUGAGCCAACUGGGCAGGUUGGAGUAGUUGUGGAUGUAAACAUAUCGGUAGAUUUAUUGGCUCCGGAUGGUUCUAUCCACAAGGACAUCUCGACCAAAAAGUUGAAACGCGUCAGGGAUUUUGCUGUUGGUGACUAUGUGGUUCAUGGCCCCUGGUUAGGUAGAAUUGAUGAUGUAUUGGACAAUGUGACUGUGUUGUUUGAUGAUGGUUCCAUGUGUAAAGUCUUACGUGUUGAACCCCUUCAACUGAAACCUAUUGCCAAGAACAACCUUGAAGAAGAUGCAAACUUUCCAUAUCACCCAGGCCAGCGUGUCAAAGCAAGCUCUUCAUCGAUUUUCAAGAACUCCCGGUGGUUUUCUGGAUUGUGGAAGCCCAACCGCUUAGAAGGUACUGUGACCAAAGUUACCGCCGGAUCUGUUUUUGUCUACUGGAUUGCUUCAGCUGGCUUUGGGCCAGAUUCUUCUGUUUCCCCACCUGAGGAGCAGAGUCCAAGUAAUCUGACAUUGUUGUCAUCUUUCACUCAUGCCAGUUGGCAAGUAGGUGACUGGGCCCUUCUUCCAUCGGUGAAUCAAACUGCUACAAUUCCCUUACAUAAGCAUGUAUCUAAAUUACGACUUUAUGAUUCUCAAGCAAAUUAUGCAGAUCGGCAACAAAAAAGUGGCUGCGAUUCGGAAGAUGUUCAAGAUGAUGUAAGCGAAAAGAAUGAAUCUGCUGGUAUUACUUCUGUAGCUUUGUCAAAAGAAACUAGUGUUUCUUCUAUUUCAAAGGAGCCUGUUCAUGAACGUUGGCCUCUUCAUCGUAAGAAGAUACGGAAAAUUGUUAUUAGAAAGGACAAAAAGGUCAAGAAAAAAGAGGAAAGCUUUGAACGAGCUCUUUUGGUAGUUAAUAGCAGAACGCGUGUUGAUGUAGCCUGGCAAGAUGGUACAGUAGAAUGUAACCGAGGAGCAACAACAUUGAUUCCAAUUGAGACUCCUGGUGAUCAUGAAUUUGUCGCUGAGCAGUAUGUGGUGGAGAAGGCUUCGGAUGAUGGUGAUAACACAACUGAAGCUAAGCGUGUUGGGGUUGUUAAAAGUGUCAAUGCAAAAGAACGUACCGCUUCUGUGAGAUGGUUGAAGCCACUUGAAAGGGCAGAAGAUCCCCGUGAGUUUGACAAGGAGGAAAUUGUUAGUGUUUAUGAACUAGAGGGCCAUCCAGAUUAUGACUACUGUUAUGGGGAUGUUGUUAUUAGACUAUCACCUGUUACUAUGGUGUUACCAGCAUCUUCUGCCGAAAACUCUCCAGAGGUGGCAACGGAGCAAGACAAUGGACAGCAAGAUACAGAACAUCAUCAAGAAGCUGUAGUCCAUGAUAAGGAAGAAAACGAAGUUAAUACGAACCUUUCAGAGCUCUCAUGGGUUGGAAAUAUUACUGGUCUAAAGGAUGGUGAUAUCGAAGUAACAUGGGCCGAUGGAAUGGUAUCAACGGUUGGCCCUCACGCAGUUUAUGUAGUUGGACGGGAUGAUGAUGAAUCAGUUUCAGCAGAAAGUGAAGCAAGUGAUGCUGCUAGUUGGGAAACUUUAGACGAUGAUGAGAGGGGUGCUCCUGAGAUUCCUGAAGAGGAUCUUGGAAGGGAUAGUUUUUUGGAGGAAAACUCUGAUGCAGAAAUCAAUGCUGACCAUGAUUCUGGGAGGAAUGGUGCCCUAGCUCUCCCACUAGCUGCAAUUGAAUUCGUGACUCGACUAGCUAGUGGAAUAUUUUCUCGUGGACGGAGAAAUGAAGAUUCUUCCAGUUCUGGUUCCACUGGUGAAAAUGAAUAUAAGCAGGCUGAACUGACAAACUCUUCCAACAAAAAUAAUUCUUUCCUUGAUGACCCUAGCCCUCCAAAUUUCAGUGCGACUGAUAACUGUGAGUCAGAUGGCAUUCAAGCAAAUGCCGAGAAUCAUCUGAGUGGGGAAACCUCUACUAACGAUGCAUUAGAAAGAUCAAAGAGUGAAAAACCUGCGCUAUUACCUUCCGAAGGUGAUAGUUGCAGUUUCAGACGCUUUGAUAUAUCACAAGAUCCUCUGGAUCACCAUUUUCUUGGCGCAGAUGGGCAGAAAACCAAGGAAAGACAAUGGUUCAAAAAGGUUGAUCAAGACUGGAAAAUACUUCAGAACAAUCUUCCUGAUGGGAUCUUUGUUCGAGUUUACGAAGAUAGAAUGGAUCUCUUGAGGGCCGUAAUAGCUGGCGCAUAUGGAACACCAUACCAAGAUGGUCUCUUCUUUUUUGAUUUUCACCUUCCGCCUGACUACCCUAGUGUGCCACCGUCGGCAUAUUAUCAUUCUGGUGGUUGGAGGUUAAACCCCAAUCUGUAUGAAGAAGGCAAGGUCUGUCUUAGCCUUCUUAAUACCUGGACUGGGAGAGGAAAUGAAGUCUGGGAUCCCAAAUCAUCUAGCAUCCUUCAAGUCCUUGUUUCACUCCAGGGAUUGGUGUUGAAUUCAAAGCCUUAUUUCAAUGAAGCUGGGUACGAUAAGCAGAUCGGAACUGCGGAAGGAGAAAAAAACUCACUGGGAUAUAACGAGAAUACUUUUUUGCUAAAUUGUAAAACCAUGAUGUAUCUUAUGCGGAAGCCACCAAAGGAUUUUGAAGAACUCAUCAAAGCGCAUUUCAGAAAACGCGGUUAUUACAUCUUGAAGGCAUGUGACGCCUACAUGAAAGGAUAUCUAAUAGGUUCCCUCACCAAAGAUGCCUCGGUUAUCGAUGAACGCAGCAGUGCAAAUUCAACUUCGGUUGGUUUUAAGCUUAUGUUGGCUAAGAUCGCGCCAAAGCUUUUCUCAGCGCUAAAUGAGGUAGGAGCUGACUGCAAUGAAUUCAAACAUCUGCAGCAACAAUAACACAAGCCUCAAAGGAGCUGGAUAUACACCAACCACAUUGCCAAUGAACCAAGUGAAGGUUUGUGGCUUCUUUACUAUUACAGGUUUCAAACGCAGAUAUGUCUGAAAUGUGUGUAACAGAGUUUUUCUUUUUGUUUUUGAGUUAUACAAGAAUUGCAUGUUCCUGAGUUGUAACCCCAUCCGCUCCAGCAAUAUUGGCAAAUGAAUUUUUUUUGGUUGGUCAUGUUUUGGAGCCGCCUGCUUAAAAGUUUUAGGGGUGCAUUACAACACUUCUUUUGUCAUGAGUUGUUAAAAACCUCUAACAAAGAUUAACUGAGUAAAGUUGUUUCGCUUCAGUUC
Molecule: messenger RNA, 3935 nt
Organism: Eutrema salsugineum
Lineage: Eukaryota; Viridiplantae; Streptophyta; Magnoliopsida; Brassicales; Brassicaceae
Product: probable ubiquitin-conjugating enzyme E2 23
Exons: 8
Coding region: 195-3596 (1133 amino acids)
Source: RefSeq, a predicted model, not a curated record